This is a messenger RNA of Entrophospora candida, 1422 nucleotides long. NCBI's taxonomy places the organism in Eukaryota, Fungi, Glomeromycota, Glomeromycetes, Entrophosporales, Entrophosporaceae. The record is from the annotation of a GenBank genome assembly.
AUGGUUAAAGAACAACAAAUUAGACCUUCUACGAACUUUACAAACACCAUCAAUCCGAUUGGUGAUGAAAAACAUGAAAAACAUGAAAAACAUGAAAAACUUUUUCAUGAACUUGAAGAAAUUGUCAACGAUGAGAAUAAUGAGCAAAUCAGACCAACAGAAAUUGAAAGUUAUUGUGUAAAAUGUGGUGAGAAUGGUAUUACUAAAAUUUUAUUAACAAAAAUCCCGCAUUGGAAAGAAAUAGUGAUCAUGAGUUUUGAAUGCCAACAUUGUGGACUUAGAAAUAAUGAAACACAAUUCGCAGGACCAAUACCAGAAAAAGGAUGUUCGUACACAUGUACAGUUGAAACAAAACAAGAUCUAGAUCGUCAAUUGGUAAAGUCGGAAACUUGUAUAACAAAAUUAUUAGAGAUUGACUUGGAAAUGCCAUCGGCAAAUCAGGGUGGUAAAUUAUCCACAAUUGAAGGAAUUAUUACCAACAUCAUCGAAGAUUUAUCAAUCGGUCAGGUAGUAAGAAAAGAGUUGGAACCUGAAACCUAUGAAAAAAUUGAUUUGAUAAUAAAAAAAUUGUCGGUGGAUUAUCUAGAAAUCAAAGAAAAGUUCACUAUAAUGAUUGAUGACCCUGCAGGAAAUAGUUACAUAGAAAAUUUAUGCGCGCCAAAUCCUGAUCCAAAAUUACAAAUUCGUUAUUAUAAUAGAACUCAUGAAAUGGAUAUUAAAUUGGGUAUAGUUGCUCCAGACGAAUUAAAAGAUCCCGAAUCAAAUAACCAUAAAGAUGAAGAUGAGAAAGCGGAAGAAAAGGAAGAAGUUGGUAAUGAUGUGAUGGUAUUCCCUGCAAAUUGUUCAAAUUGUAAUUUACAAUGUGACACGAGAAUGCAUUUAGUAAAUAUACCACACUUUAAAGAUGCGAUCAUUAUGUCAACUGUUUGCGAUUCAUGCGGGUAUAAAUCAAAUGAGGUAAAAUCAGGAAGUAUGAUAUCAGAAAAGGGAAGAAGAAUCAAGUUAAAAAUAUUAGAUUUAGAGGAUAUGUCAAGAGACAUAUUAAAAUCAGAAACGUGUGGAUUAUCAAUACCCGAAAUAGAAUUGGAGUUGUUGUCUGGUACUUUAGGUGGUAGAUUUACAACGGUUGAAGGAUUGCUAAAACAAAUUUAUGAUCAAUUAGAGGGAACGACGCCGUUUAUUAGUGGUGAUAGUGUUAAAGACGAAAGUAAAAGAUCAUUUGGAACCUUUAUAAAUGAAUUGAAGAAAGUUAUCAAUUGCGAGGUUUUACCCGUAACUUUGAUAUUGGAUGAUCCUCUUGCAAACAGUUACAUACAAAAUCCAAAUGCUCCAGAUCCAGAUCCAAAUAUGGAAAUUGAAAUGUAUGAAAGAACAUGGGAACAAAAUGAAGUUUUAGGUUUACAUGAUAUGAACUCUAUUUGA